AAUAUCUUAAGUAACGACUUUUAUUAGUAAUAGGUUUAAGCAUACGAAAUUGAAAUUGAAAUUGAAAUUGAAAUUAAUAAAUAUGAAUCUCUUAAAGAUUUUAGAUGGAACUCCUGAACCUCCAAUUAUAGAGUUGGAUUUAGAAACAAUUAAUGAAAGUGGUGAUUAUCAUUUACCAACUCCAAUGUAUGAAUUUCAAAAGGAAUUAACAGAUCAAAUUGUUUCAUUACAUUAUCCUGAUAUAUUAAAAUAUUGUGAAACCAAUGAUAGUAAAGAUUUAAUUGUUAAAUCAUUAGAAAUUUGUAUUAACAAUUGUAUGCUUGUUAGUACUCAUCCAUAUUUAUUAAUUAAUCAUUAUAUGCCAAAAAAUUUAACUCAAAAGGAUAUGCCAAAUAAAUUAGCUGAUACAAGUGGUAAAUUUAAUGUUCUUAAAGAUUUAAUUAAUGUAAUUAUUCUGAAUAGUCCAUCAAAAACAAAAAAUAUAGCUAUUGUUAUGAAUAAUAAUAUGAAAUUUUUAGAUUUAGUUGAUGCUUUAUUAUUAGGAUGUAAUGGUAAUAAAAAUGUUAAAAGAUAUUCUGGUAAUAAUGUUCAAAGAGAAUCUAAAAAGCAAAAUAAAAAUAGUGAUAGUAAUACAACAAUUCAUUUAUUACCUCAUGAUGGAUUAGUUCAAAGAGAUUCAGAACAAUUAUCAACUAUAAAAUUUGAUACUAUUAUUGUAUUUGAUGGUUAUGUUGAUACAGAACAUGAAUUUAUAAAACAAAUAAGAUCUCAAAAUCGAAGAGGUGAAGCUAUAAUAAUAAGAUUAGUUCCUAUGAAAACAAUAGAACAUUGUAAAGUUUAUUAUUCAAAAGAUUCUGAUAAGAAAGAUUAUUUAUAUAAAUUAAUUUCAUCUAUUGUAUGUUUAAGAGAUUAUAUUGGAAAUUUACCACCAGAUAUUUUCCCAAUUUAUAAUCAAAAACUUACAUUUUUAUCAUCAAAAUUCUUUGAUGAAGUAUUUAGAACAAGUACAAGAAGUAAUUUCCCACCUUGGCCAUUACCUGAUUUACCAAAAAUUCCUAAAUUUUCUGCAAUUGAUGUUGAAAGUUCUUUACUAACUGAAGUUCAUUAUCAUUAUACUCCUUAUGAUUCUACAGAUUUAAUUAAUAUAAAUGGAGAAGAAAAAGCAAGAGAUAUUAAACCAUCAUAUUAUGAUUCAAAAAGAUUACAACUGGAUUAUGUAACUAAUCCUUUAAAAAAUUCAUAUAAUCAAUUAAUUGGUAUUCAUUCUACUAGUGAUACAGCUGGUGUUAAUAAUACAUCUAUAUUAACUCAUAAAUUAAUUAUGCAUUUAAGUUAUGCUUAUUUAGCUAUGCAAAGAUGUGAAGAAGAAUAUAAUGGAUAUAUUAAAUUUAAUGAACAAGAAUCUCAAGCUAGAUUAGGACGAAGAGAAGAUCCUCUAAAGAAAACCAUAUCUAAUAUAUAUGAUGAUAUAGAUCAUGCAGAAGCUCGUAUAAAUUCAGCUAACAAACGAGUUUUAAAAAAAUUAGAAGAAAUUGAUAAAGUUAAAUUAAGGAUAAAUGAAAUUGAAGAAUUACUUGAAAAAUUUAGUGAUAAAAAUGAAAUUAAAGAUGAAAAAACUUUAAAUUUUAUAAAGAAUCAAUUAGAAAUAUGGGAUCUUCAAAGAAAAACAAAGGAAUUAAUUCAUAAAAUAAGUUCUAAAAAUGAAGAAAAGAAUUUCAUAUUAAAAGAAUAUAAUAAUUCUAAACAAUCUAUUGAAGAUUCAGAGAAAAAAAUUGAAGAGAUAAAAAUUGAAAUAAAAGAAAAUAAAAGAAAAUAUGAUACAGCUAUUGAUGAAGGAGAUAUUGAAGAUAAAACUUUUGAAGAGAAAAAGCAAGCAUUAAUUGAACAAACUAAAGAAGAAAGAAUACGAAAUGAAGCAUUAAAAAUUAAAUUAAAUAGUUCAUUACGAUUCUUAAGAGAUACUUCUCAUUUAAAGAAAAGAAAAGGUAGAGGACUUACACCAAAUUCUAGGUAAAUUAACUUCUAUUUGUAUUA
This is a messenger RNA of Scheffersomyces amazonensis, 2034 nucleotides long. RefSeq lists its product as uncharacterized. The coding region runs from base 83 to 2014 and encodes 643 amino acids. The transcript has a single exon. Gene Ontology annotation, cellular component: HDA1 complex; nucleus. NCBI's taxonomy places the organism in Eukaryota, Fungi, Ascomycota, Pichiomycetes, Serinales, Debaryomycetaceae. The record is from RefSeq and is a predicted model, not a curated record.